AAAAAAUUACACUCAUGUCUGAAGAACCAGAAAGCAGGAUCAUCGGAGGAAAACCAGCAGAAGCAGGACAAUUUCCUUACUUCGUCCGAAUAGUGGCGUAUGGAGGGCCGUGGAGUGAGACUAGGAUUCACAGAGGAGGAGGAAGUAUAAUUGAUCCAAGAUGGGUUCUCACUGCAGGACAUGUCAUUGUUCUCACGACUAACACUUCUGAGCCGAUCACGUAUCACAUCGAAGCUGGCUCUAUAAUAUCGGGAGAGCCACGUCAGUUUCAAAUCGUCAUCAAUGAUCACGCUUUUCUUCAUCCAGAGUACAAUUCGAGCAUUCUGGAGAAUGACAUCGGUCUUAUUAGGAUCAAACCCUUCACUUUCGACGAAUACGUUCAACCUAUAAGAAUUGCACUCGGUUCAUGGAAUGCUGAAUCUUAUAUAGGAGAGACAAUCACCGCGAUGGGUUUUGGAUACACAUCAAACGAUGGACCGGUGUCGGAUGUCUUACUUUGGACCACAUUAACAGUUAUUUCGAGGGAAGAAUGCCAACCUUUUUACGACUAUUUGCCUUUGAGUUGUUUCUGUGGUGUGGACAAGAAUGAAAAACCUCCAAUAACUGCGACCUGCUCAGGUGAUUCCGGAGGUCCUGUUGUGAUUACCAGGAAAGCGAAGAAAGGGAAAAAACAACUUGUUGAAAUUGGAUUAGUUUCGUUCUCAUCAACUGAAGGAUGCUCCAAUGCUCCUAAUGGAUACACAAACAUCGCACAAUUUCAUGAUUGGUUGACACUGACCAUGGCGCAGAAUUCAUGAAAGAAAUAUUCUUCAAAAAUUAUUAUCAUACGCAAGUGUUGCAAAAUGCUUACAAAAUAAAAAUUCUAUUACAUAUUAAGUAGGUCCAUUAUGUAUUUCCCUUUUUGGUCUCUUCCAUCAUCACCCUUUAGUUUAUAAUUUGAUUCUCUUUCCUUGAAAUUAUCGAUUCACAAAGUCACUUUCUUGUCUGUCUCUCUUUCCAUUCGCGGCGAAAUCUUCUCAUUGGCAAUUCAAAUGGCAGAAGAGACUAUUGAGGUUGCAAAAUGAGUUCAAACCAGUCUUUUGCAUACUCAUCUACUAUGCAAUUUUUCACCCAAAUUCCUUAUGCCAUAGUUUAGCAUUGACGGAAGAAGAUUCUCACAUUCACAAAUUGGAAUUUC
Messenger RNA from Phlebotomus argentipes, 1177 nucleotides. RefSeq names its product serine protease 1-like. Gene Ontology annotation, molecular function: serine-type endopeptidase activity. The transcript has a single exon. The coding region runs from base 15 to 797 and encodes 260 amino acids. The record is from RefSeq and is a predicted model, not a curated record. NCBI's taxonomy places the organism in Eukaryota, Metazoa, Arthropoda, Insecta, Diptera, Psychodidae. Gene Ontology annotation, biological process: proteolysis.